AUCGCUUUAUCGCACACGCGUAAAAAUCGCACACCUUCAUUUCACUAAAAUCUCGUAUCCUUUACUGCAGAUGAUGCUCCAACGUACGUCAAUGGUCAACAGUUGUCAGAAGAAACCGUUCUUCAUCACGUAAUUUUAAAUCUUGUCGAUUUUUUAAAAUUUUAUUACUUCUUAACUACUGUGACGAGGUGUUGAUUUGCUUUAUUCACGUUUCUAGGGUGAUCGCCUUGUCAUUGGCGGAGAUCAUUAUUUUCGGUAAAAUAUACAAUUUCAAACUUUUUUGUAAACUUACGAAUUUCCUAUACCAUGAAAUCCUGAUUCUAACCGUAUAGACUAAAUCCAAAAUUUUGCCCGAAUGUAAAGUUUUCUCUUGUGCAAAGGUUCAACCAUCCCAUGGAAGUACAACAACGUAGACAAGAAAAUUCCGAGAAAGGAGAAAGUGUUGUUCCUAAAGAUUUUGAAUUUGCCAGGAAUGAAUUGGCACAAGUGCAGAAUGCCAGGUAACAAUUUGAUCGAUAACUCUUUCUAGUUCGAGAAUUUGUCUAGCAUUAAGAAGUAAACAGAGCCGUUCACAGCGGGGGGAGGGGCAGCAGGGGCAACUCCCCCUGGUGGAAAAAUCCUGCUUACUGCCCAGCAUGUACUUUCUGUUGUAACCCUGUUAUAAUUUUACCGAUUUUACUGAGUUUUGUAUUUUUAUCUUUCAAGGCUUCAAGCUGAAUUGGAAGAAGCGAGAAUAAAAGCUCAAGAAGAAAUAAUGGUUGAAAUACAAGUUGCAAAAGUAAAUUGGUCACAAUGCUUCUUAACUAUCUAUAACAGUACCAUUAACAUAGACUAGCUCCCAGUCCCGCUCGGAUUGGUUUCAUUUUUGACAGAGUCUAUCCAGUUGAUUAUGAUUAUGAGAUCAAGUCAUGAACUGAUCUCAUAACAAGCUGGAUAGACCCUAUGAAGCCAAUUCGAGAGGGACUUGAAGCAAGUCUACCAAUUAGUCUACCAUUAACCUUAUGCCUAGCCUGCAUGGCAGGCGGUCCCUAAAAUCGGGCAAGGUUUCCCCCUCGCAGCCUUGCCCGAUUUGAGGGACCGCCUGCAUGCAGGCUACCUUAUGCCCACUUGUUCGUCUUUUCUAGUUUGGGUCAUUUUUCACUCCCUCUUCUUCCACUGUAAUUUCGACAUUGUUUUAUCUUAUCUAUAGGAGACAGCGCAACAGGAAUUAAAUGAACAAAAACAAUGUUAUGAGCAACGGCUGAAUCAAUUACAAAACAGUUUGGUAAGGCGAAGCGUAAGAUUUCAUCAAGCGAAAAUCAUAAAUAUAUCAUGUGUGUUUCUUGUUCAUUCAGAACGAGGUUGGCGCUGAGAAAACGGAGAUCGAGAAAUCACAUCAAAGUGCGGAGGACAAAAUUAAUCAAUUACAAGCGCAUAAAAUGGUACGUUCUAGUCAGGGUUCCAGUCAGUACAGUUUCAUGGGUUUUGCACAUAUACAUAAUUUCCAUUAUGAGAUAGCAAGGAAACGUUAGAAAAAACGAGUUCGUUUUAAGAUCGUUAAUAGCGUUAAAGGUGUUUGUAUAGUAGGCUGUCAGUCUAACAGAAAUAUUACCUUGACCAUUUUCGUUUUAGCUCCUUGAACAAGAAAUUUUGAACAACAGGAAGAGAUUGCAAAUGGAAGCUUUGGCAGCAAAACAAGUAAGAAAAUCUUCUUCUAAUUUUUCAAAUUUUAUUUCAGAUUUUCGCAAAGAUCACGUCUUUUAAUUUGUACUGUAUCAUUAUUUUGCCUAGGCUCUUGAAGAAACGAAAGUCAAUCAAGUUCGUAUUAUUUCCGAGUUGGAAAAAGAAAAAAAGAAGAUAAGGGAAGAUGUAGAAAAACUAAAGAACGCCAAGGUACAAUUCUUAUUGCUCUGCUUUAUGUGAUAUACGCCCCUGACCCCUGAUUUGCAGUAGAACAGUCUGUGGUCCAACUUUUGGUAAACUUGCUGUGACUACUCGAACGAGAUUUAAUAAACCAUUGACUUGAACCACUGCAAGUUGCAAACAGAUGUAUUCGUUGUAAUUUUUUCUUUUAGCAAGCGAGAGAACAACGUAAAAUGAGUAUUGUUUCGAAAGGUAUUGGCUAGUCAAGUUUCAUGUUGAAUUUCUCAGCUGUUUAUGUUAAUUUAGCCGCAUAAUUACUCGUAAGUGAUUGUUGAUGAUUGCUGACACAGUUUGCUUUGUAUUUUCAGAUGAUAAAGGGAAUAGUGAAUUGUUACGAAUAUCUGUGAUGUUACGAGAAGCGAACAAGAUCAGCGAGAAUUUGAAAAGACAUUUGGUGAGAUUGAUAAUGAAUGUUGUAAAUGAUUUGUGAAACGUUUUAAUGAGAACAUUCGUAUUCUUCAACAAUAUAAAAUAAAUUAAUGAUAUUUGGUGAGAAAAUUGAACUUAAAGUUUAUGUAAAUCAUCAUGAUUUUGUAUCAGAUAUACAAACUCCUUCAUGGUCAUGUUUUCUUUUGUGUUUUCUUCAUGAAUUAUUAAUAAGUUUCACAAUAAGAUUAUAUACGAUUAUAACGCACAAUUAAUAUAAUAACCUGGGUAGAAUACUGAAUGUUUCACACAUAUAUAAAUAAAUAUAGAUUAUAUUUUUACAAGGUGUUUGGAUGGAGACUGUAUUUUUUCAAUUUCAUUUAUUUAGACAUUCAGUCGAGAUGAUAUCUUGCUUAACGACAAGGUAUGUACCUAGCUGCUAACUCCUUUCCCAUGACUUUCGUUGUUUUUCAUGAUGCCCUGACAUUUUUAUAUUUUAUUUCAAAGAUGGAGGUGAAAAUUCGUCUGAACAACACAAAACUUGGAAUCACAACCGUGUGGUCUUUGCAAAAAUUUGAAGCAAAGUUGAUGCAUAUGAGAGAAAUGUACCAGGUAAUUGUGGCCUUUCAUACAGGAGAAAUUUCCAAAGUCCUCCUAUUUAAAAAAAGACAUCUUUCUGACAUGUCGCCGAUCGUUUCUUAGCAAAGCGAGUCGGACAGUAUCAGUGGCGACGAAGAUCCAUUCAGUGACCCUUCAGAUCAGUGGGAAAAAGAUUUUAGACUGGAUUCACCGUCAGAAACAAUGUAUGUAUGGCUUGUUGUUCUCAGAAGUGUAGCAACACUAACUUAAAGUGAUUUUGAAACGGAAAUUAAACCCGAGAUUUCUGGUUUACUAUGCCAAAAAAAUUUCCGGACAUAAAAAAGGGUCAAAAAAAUUUUCCGGACAAAGACCAGUUAAAGGAAGGUUCAAAAACAUUUUUUCACGACAAAUUCCUGUGAAAACAUGGGUAAAACCCUUUUUUUACCAAUAUCUGUAAAAUGUAGGUCUAGAAAUUUUUUCUCAUCCCAUUAAUUAUAUAUAAAAAAAACGUUCCAAAUUAUUUUUUGAACUGAAUUAUUUUUUGAACCCCCAUGAACUGGAGGCCCGGGGCAAAUUACAAAACUGGUCUACGAUUCCACUAUUCCAGCCUGGUUCAUUUCUUGAACGGUCUGUUCAAGGCUGGAAUCGUAGUCCAGUUUUGUAUUUUGGUCUUUGUGUAUUUUAUUAUUUAUUUUUAUUUAUCUAGACGGAUGAGCAGACGCGAAACUCUUGAUUUAGUUUCAAAUUUGAAGAACUCCUUAGCUUCUCCUCUUUCGUGCAAGGUUUUUACGCAUUUCUUCUAAGUUUGUUUAAAAUUGUUGUCUUUUUAUUGUAUUGUUUAUUUUAAUUUUUCUUUAUUAUUUUCCGUAGGGCAGUCCAUCAGUUCUUUACGGUGUGUCACCUCGAGCGAGAGUUCUCGUUAAUAACGCUGUGAACAGGCAACAAGGUAAUGGAUGGGAGUGUUGGGUUGCUGCAUGUGACUUUCACUAUUCCUGUAAUAUAUAGUUGUCUGAUUGACUGAUAUUUAACCUCAGUCGCAUGAUGGGAAUAGUGGCUCCAGUUGGACUCUGGUUUGUCUCCUGUAGUCAAUAAAAGAUGACCCUUACUGGACCUGUAGGAAGAACAGUUUAGAACUGAUAGAGCUAUCCAGUAUAAAUAAAGUUAGUUUAGUUUAGGUUUCCUCCUGUUGUAACACUGGAUCAAUAAGAGAUGAUCCUUACUGGACCUCUAGGAAGAACAGUUUAGAACUGAUAGAGCUAUCCAGUAUAAAUAAAGUUAGUUUAGUUUAGGUUUCCUCCUGUUGUAACACUGGAUCAAUAAAAGAUGAACCUUACUGGACCUGUUCAAUAUAAAUUACGUGAGCUGUUAGUAAGUAUUAAUGACUUAUUUUGCAGAAAAAGCUGAAAAUAUUUUUGCAAAGUACAAGAAAACUGAGUCGACCUCCUCUGAAGCUAACAGGAUAUCUCAAGCGCCUUCACCACCACCAACGGAUAAUUUCCAACACGGUAUGAAAACUCUUUCAAAACUUGUGAGGCACUAUUUUGUGUCUGAACUGCUUUUGAAAUAUUUUCAAAUCUUCUACACUAGAUUCUUACGUUUGAGAAUACUCGCAGUAUAUUCCAAUAUCUGUUUCGAACCUUUAUUUAAAUCGUUCUUACCCUUUGUCAAGGUCAACGUUUACGAAACGUCUCAUCUGUGCCCGCGAUAUGCCGUGAUAUGGUGUCCACUCUUAUAUCACGAAUGGAAGGUAGCAUAUUUGCUUAUUUUUUUAUUAAUAUACGAGUUAGAUAUUUUAACCCGAGCCGAAAUAUAGCGACCCAUCUUAUGAGUUCAUUGACGAAGUAAUUUUAAAAAUCAACUUUGUCUAAGCCGAGAAAAUAAAAGCUACAUGAUUAACAUGAUUGUUUAUUAGGUGUAAAACCACCGAUAUUAUUAAUUAAUUAUUAAUGAGUUUUAUAACAUGUGUGUUCUCUUGUUCAAGGUUUGUCCACGGCAAAUGAAGUCCCUUUCCACGAACGAAUAAUAAAUAGCGUGAACGAAAUUUGUAUUUCUGUCUCAGCUCUACGUCGAACGUUUAGAAAUGACAAUGGCGCAAGUCAUGUUGGUAAGCAAAGAUAUUUUUUGAUGGUAUAAAAUUUUCUCGUCAGCCAUCCAUGGAAGAGGAAUGCUUCCAGUUCGUCUCUUCCCAUUCUCGUACCCAGAGCCCUUCUUACGCGCGGUCAACGGAGCGCGACGAGGGGCUCUGGCCAAAUCCAUAUCAAACGUAGGUUAUUGUUCUAAUAAAACUGUCUGUACCAGUGUGGGUACUACCAAUGUGAAAAUGCUGUGCUGAGUAGUUAUAUUACUACCUUAAAAAACAAACAGAAACUCGACGUUUCGAGCGAAGGCCCUUCGUCAAGAGUUAGUACCAUGUUUUUAUGGUAUCCGGUUUUGGAUUUGGCCAGAGCCCCUCGUCGCACCGCGCGUAAGAAGGGCUCUGGGUACGAGAAUGGUCUCUUCCAAACAACGCAGAUUUCUUUAGUUUGCUCCUGUGAACGACAGCCCUUACUAUAAACCUCUAGAGAGAACAAAUAAAGUUGGUGUAGUUUAGGUUUCCUCCUGUAGUAACACUGAUCAAUAAGAGAUGACUCUUACUGGACCUCUCUAGGGGGAGAACAGUUUAGAACUGAUAGAGAUUCCAGUAUAAAUAAGGUUAGUUUAGUUUAGGUUUCCUCCUGUAGUAACACUGGAUCAAUAAGAGAUGAUCCUUACUGGACCUCUAGGAGGAAAACAGUUUAGAACUGAUAGAGCUAUCCAGUUCAAGUAGCAUCGUUUGCAAAUAUUUUGAGAUUUAUUCGCCACGUAUUACGUCUCAUUCCAGUACCACUGCGAGAGACUGAAAUUGUCCGACGUCAUACUAUUCAAAUUAUGACAUCGUUGGAUCGACUCCUGGAACAAACGCGGUCGUGGAGAAUGGUCCUGGACGCUAGCGGUGUGGAGAAAGUCCGCGAAAUGACGUCACGGUUGUUAGACUCCGUGCGGAGGGUGGCAGCCCACUUGGCGAAAUUGUUAAUGGUAUGCAUACAGUCUUUUGAUUUGGGUUUAUGUUUGUAAUUCUCUUAAAUUCCAAUAUUUAAAGUUUCAAUAUUUUCAAAAAAGUUUUAAAAGUUAGGGUUAGUGGUUAGGGUUGGGGUUAGUGUUAGGUGCCGCGAAUUUAUUAUUAUGACAAAGCCGAAAUGUGCCGCGGAUUUCUCAUGGUGAUGAGUUCGGGCGUGUUUGGGAAUUUGCUCAUGUGGUGAAUUCGGGGGUGGAGCUCAUGCUGUCAUUUCAAAGUAUUAUUGCUAUCACUAAAUGUAUCUUUAAUCGGAGGAGUGCCUCGCAUGGCCUCGAGUCCCGUUCGCACUCCUACCGUUUGCUCACUAUCCAAUAAAGUAUUUAAAACAAAUUUAUUUGGUUAGUCCAGGUAUACCUUUCAUCUCCGUGACAGAGGUUUGAUUUCUGUAAUAUACAGUUGUCUGAUUAUAAUUUCACCUCAGUCACAUGUGAGAAGAUUCCUUCCAGCUUGACUCUACACGUAAAAACGCACAAGUUGUAUCAAACCUGCAGCAGACUUGUAGCAAUGCUGUUCCAACAACUUAUCAACAGGUUGUAUUCGCACUGCUUGUUCCCCGCUUGUUGACAAGUUGUCAACGGCUUGUUGACAAAUUACUACAAGGUUGUUGAGCUCAACAGACUUGUUACAAGUUGUUCCAACAACUUGUUAUCCUCCUGGAAUUCAACAAUUUGUCAACAAGUUGUGAGUGACAACCUUGUAGCAACUUGAUAAAAUAACAGCAUUGUUACAACUUGUUGACAAGCUUGCUACAAGCCUGUUGCGAACACAUCUUGUUGACAAGUUGUGAGAUUUUUACGUAUGUAACAGACAGUUGAGAACUGAGAGUUAUUCGGCAUAAGUAGUUCUCGAACCGUCAAUAUUUCGUAGUUGAAAUCUAUAAGUUUUUAUUCUCUAUUUUAGGGUUGUGACGGAGAUAUGGUGUCAUUGAUAGAGGAGUCUGGAGACAAGCUUGAGAAUUGUCUUUCCAUUCUGGUCAAACAGGUUUCCAAACUGGUUGUGACAUCACCUGUUGAAGUCACAGAAGAUAGCCUGUCAGAAGAACUGGAAGUAAGAUAAGAUGACUAUUAAACAUAAGUUUAUUUAUACUGGAUAGCUCUAUCAGUUCUAAAUUGUUCUUCCUAGAGGUCCAGUAAGGAUCAUCUCUUAUUGAUCCAGUGUUACUACAGGGGGAAACCUAAACUAAACUAACUUUAUUUAUACUGGAUAGCUCUAUCAGUUCUAAACUGUUCUUCCUAGAGAUCCAGUAAGAAUCAUCUCUUAUUGAUCCAGUGUUACUACAGGAGAAAACCUAAACUAAACUAACUUUAUUUGUACUGGAUAGCUCUAUCAGAGAAGGUGAAAGGCACUAAUCACUGUGUUAUGUUGUGUUUUCAGAUCCAGGGGUCAUGUGCGGCAGCGUUUGUAGAAGGUCAAAAUCUUGUUCUCCGUGACUCGAUACAAGAUUGCAAUAAAAUAAUCAAAGAAUCACUAACUAACAUCCAGAAACUUAUUCACAAAGACACGAACGAGGUGCGUUAAGUGUGUUUUUUUUCUGACUCUGAUCACCACGGAUUUUUUACAAUCUGCUGCACGACUUGUUUCUAUUUUCAGGCGGAGAAAGAGAUAAGGGAUGACGCUACAAGAUUGUUGAAAUCUGUUUUGAACUUUACUCGAAAUGUUGACGACAUUCAAGUAAGUCAAGCUUUUUCUUCUGUGUUCAAAUCAUGGCAGGGUUCGAUUUAUUGGGGGGGGAGUGUACCAGCCUUAGCAAAGAGAGGUGCCAAUUUCAUUAUCAAAUCAGUUUUGGAAAGGCAAUAUCCUGUCAGCAUUACCACAAUAAUGCCUCUAAACCCUUCCAAUCACCUUUUCAUUGUUUUCAAAACCCCACUGUUUCCACGUCAUUCAACUAGCGUCCUAAAACAGCCCUAUAAAAUAUUUUUGAAUUUUUUAAUCAUUCUAGAAAACGUUAGGAGCUUUCAAAGAUCUGACGUCAGACUCUGUUGCUGGGAGACGAUUGUACUGCUGUCACCAAGUGGUCAGCAGUACUCGGUCAGUAACAGACGCUUCUGAGCAUCUGACGAAAGCCGUUGGGGCACUGAAACUAGACAAGCCGAGGUUAUUGACUGGAAUCAUUGAAAUUGCGACAGAACUUAAAGCAUCGGUCGCGAAUAUCCUGGAACACACGCAGGUCCUCGUGGAGCUCGACACGAGUGGGUCCACGAAUCAGUCCCGCGAGAGGUCCACGAGUCAAUCCCGCGAGCGGUCCACGAGUCAGUCCCGCGAAAGGUCAAUGAGUCAGCCCCACGAAGAGUCCACGAAUGAGUCGCGCGUGGAAUUCACGCUGGAAUCUCGCGAGACGCCCACGAAUGAGUCUCGCGAGAGAUCUUCAAGUAUAUCGUUCCUAUUCACAUCAAAAGACAAACUCCAAGUCAAAGCGAAGAAUGUUAGACUGACAUCACGUGAGCUGGCACAGACAUUAAGGAAGUAUUCGUUCCUUUCUGAUGAGAGGACUGGGGAGAGAAAAUUUGUACGGGGCACCUAUGGCACUCCAAUAUCUAACGGAAUCUCCAGAGGCCUCAGAGACAGAACUAAUUCCCCGGUUUCUUUUCAAAAGAAGAUCGGGCAUGAGUUUUCCCAACAAACACCACCGCGAAGCCCGCGGGAAGGUUUUACGGUUUUUCGCUCGAAAGAGUCACCAUUAUAG
Paramuricea clavata is the source of this 8624-nucleotide messenger RNA. NCBI's taxonomy places the organism in Eukaryota, Metazoa, Cnidaria, Anthozoa, Malacalcyonacea, Plexauridae. The record is from the annotation of a GenBank genome assembly.